Messenger RNA from Lates calcarifer (barramundi perch), 3007 nucleotides. RefSeq names its product neuronal acetylcholine receptor subunit alpha-3. The transcript has 8 exons. NCBI's taxonomy places the organism in Eukaryota, Metazoa, Chordata, Actinopteri, Centropomidae. The coding region runs from base 288 to 2000 and encodes 570 amino acids. Gene Ontology annotation, molecular function: transmembrane signaling receptor activity; acetylcholine-gated monoatomic cation-selective channel activity. Gene Ontology annotation, biological process: regulation of membrane potential; signal transduction; nervous system process. Gene Ontology annotation, cellular component: neuron projection; synapse; postsynaptic membrane. The record is from RefSeq and is a predicted model, not a curated record.
GUCAGGUCGCCAAGUUUGGCCCAAGGAUGAGUGGGUGGGAGUGUGAGGAAGCAGGAACGGAAGGACGGACGGACGGACGAAGGGGGAGGAAGGAGGCGGGACGCUCAGAAGUUGCUCCAUGUCGUGAGAGCGCACCGCGAGUCUAAACCUCUCCACGCUCGGGAGCGCAAAGGAAAAAAUGUUGCUCUAAUCUCGAGGCUUUUCGCAGACGUGUUACCGGCAAAACUUCCUUCGCCUGCAUCGUCCCUUUUAUCCGCAGGAAAGUAUCGCCAAGCGCCGAUGUAUCGAUGAAUUUCACCGGGGAACUAACAAGCGUCCUCCUGCUGCUGGUGCUCCUCGCAGCGAAAGGCUGCUUUUCAUCCAAAGCAGAGGACAGAUUAUUUCGGAGGUUGUUCCGGAGGUACAACCAGUUCAUCCGUCCAGUGGAGAAUGUAUCUGAUCCAGUCACAGUGGAGUUUGAAGUCUCCAUAUCUCAACUGGUCAAAGUGGAUGAAGUGAAUCAGAUUAUGGAAACCAAUUUGUGGCUGAGACAUGUUUGGAAUGACUACAAACUGAGAUGGACCCCUGUUGAAUAUGAUGGGAUUGAGUUCAUACGAGUUCCUUCCAAUAAAAUUUGGAGGCCAGACAUCGUUUUGUACAACAAUGCUGUAGGUGAUUUCCUUGUGGAGGACAAAACCAAGGCUCUGCUGAAGUUUGAUGGCACCAUCACCUGGAUUCCUCCGGCUAUUUUCAAGUCCUCUUGCCCAAUGGACAUCACUUACUUUCCCUUCGAUUACCAAAACUGCUCCAUGAAGUUUGGCUCCUGGACCUACGACAAGGCCAAAAUCGACCUGGUGCUCAUUGGGUCAAAGGUGAACCUGAAAGACUUCUGGGAAAGUGGAGAGUGGGAGAUCAUCGAUGCACCGGGAUACAAGCACGAUAUCAAGUAUAACUGCUGCGAGGAGAUCUACCCGGACAUCACCUACUCCUUCUACAUCCGCCGCCUGCCGCUCUUCUACACCAUCAACCUCAUCAUCCCUUGCCUCCUCAUCUCCUUCCUCACAGUGCUGGUCUUCUACCUCCCGUCUGACUGCGGCGAGAAGGUCACCCUGUGCAUCUCCGUCCUCCUGUCCCUCACUGUGUUCCUGCUGGUCAUCACCGAGACCAUCCCCUCGACGUCGCUCGUCAUCCCUCUGAUCGGCGAGUACCUCCUCUUCACCAUGAUUUUUGUCACGCUCAGCAUCGUCAUCACCGUCUUCGUGCUGAACGUCCACUACCGCACCCCAAUGACUCACACGAUGCCAGAGUGGGUAAGGGCCGUGUUCCUUGGGGUGCUGCCCAGGGUGAUGCUGAUGAGGCGGCCCAUCGACCAGGGCUGCUCCUCCCCUGCUAGUAUUACGGCAGGGAUUGGAGGAGGGGGUGGAGGGAGCAGCGGAGGAAAAAAGAAGAGAAAGAACAGCAUAAGUAGUGGAAGUGGCACAGGAAGUGUAAGCGUUGGAGGUAUAACUGGGGGUGUGGCCUGCCCACCGCUGGAUGGUGGUGCGGGGGGAGGAGGAGCCUCCUCAACUGGUGGCUCCAUGAACUGUGUGGAGUAUGGUGACAUGAACCGUGACUUUAACCGGGACAUGAACCGUGACUUGAACCGGGACAUGAACCGGGAUAUAAACAGGAGGUGUCCCUACAGAGGCAAGGAGGUGCCCACUCCUGUCCCUCCCCCGAUGGUACCCCCUCCUCCUCCUCCUCCUCCCCAGGUACCCCAGACCCAGGCGCCCCAGGAGUCGGAGCUGCCCAAGGUGCCGAGACCCCUGAAUGCCCCGUCGCCUGUCAAUGCUGUUGUCGCCUUCUCCGUAGUGUCACCAGAGAUCAAGCAGGCCAUUGAGAGCGUGAAGUACAUCGCUGAGAACAUGAGAACUCGCAACAAAGCCAAAGAGGUGGAGGAUGACUGGAAGUACGUUGCCAUGGUCAUCGACAGGAUCUUCCUGAAAUGUCCUGGACUCAAACUCCGUCUAGAUCUGGCAUGAUCUCUCUGUGGGUUUCCUCCAGAAGUAAGACGUAAGAGAAGAAGUAAAGGUAAAGUGAAAAGAAAGAUGCUAAAUUAAAAACAUAGAUGUGAGUGUAUUCAUCUGUCUGUGUGGCCACUUGAUCUGGGUACACUCUGUUUCUUGUCCAGUGUAAGCUGGGAUUGUUCUGAGCUCACCAUGAACCUUUAACAGGACACAUUUCUUAUAAAAUGGGUGAAUGGAUAGAACACGUCAUACUUAUGUAAAUAACAUCAAGAGUGAAUAACCUUGGAAGAGAAUUUUUCCUGUGAAGUAUCAACAAAGCCUUCAUAUUCACAGUGGAUUUGUGUAACUGUUUGCCUGUUGAUUUAUAUCUAAAUGUUGCAGUCAUGCUUGAGAAGUUAAUGCCCCUGACCUGGCAUGUAAUUGCAUUGGUGUGUUUGUGUGCAUUCCACAAUUAUUUUUUUUUUUUAAGCUUUUAGGGCAGGACUAAUGUCCGACAAUGAUACAGGAUUUUUAAGUUGUUCAGUGCAAGAGGAAUAAUUCCAUGUAGGAUGAGAAAAAGAGACAGAAGGAGGGGGGAGAGGUAGAGAUGAUACAGGGGAAGUAAAGCAGAGAGAAUGGAUGGAAAAUAGAAGCUAUAUGAAACCACAUAGCGUAGUAAGACAUCAGAACAGGUCAGUGGAAAGUGGGCACUGGUAGCUUAUAGACAAAGUGUGCUGACUUUUGGUGCCCGUUCAGCACCAAAACACAAACAAGAAGUCAGCAAUGCAGAAAUAGUGGCGCUCAGUUGUCUCAGUUUUUUCCCUACUGUUGUUUAGCAUCUCAGAGCAGGUCUGGUUGAAUGCAAUACUGAUAUUGAGUCAAUGCUGAGCCACUUUUCCUGCCCAAUUAAAAUUGGAUUUUACUGUAAACGCACUCACAUUUUCAGUGAAGAGAGAAGCCUGUAUUCCAGUUCAAUAAAGGUUUUAGUAGCUUAAAAAGUUUGCAGAUUCCAGAUUUUUAAUUCAACCACUGGCCUUUUUAUU